Molecule: messenger RNA, 564 nt
Organism: Misgurnus anguillicaudatus (oriental weatherfish)
Lineage: Eukaryota; Metazoa; Chordata; Actinopteri; Cypriniformes; Cobitidae
Gene: ndufa11
Product: NADH:ubiquinone oxidoreductase subunit A11
Biological process (GO): mitochondrial electron transport, NADH to ubiquinone
Cellular component (GO): mitochondrial inner membrane; respiratory chain complex I
Source: RefSeq, a predicted model, not a curated record
AUUACAUUCAAAACAGCGCAGGAAAGAAGAGCUCAAAGUCUCGCGAUAAUUCAGUCGUGUCCUUGGUCCCAAAGCAGAAAUGGGUUACUGGGAUCUAGAGGAGGGCAAAGACUGCGUCGAAAAAACAUGGAUCACCACAAAAUUAGCCACCGCCAUCGGGCUGGUUGGUUCUGCCUAUCACAUAGUGGCAUAUCAGCCUGAGACAGCUCUUGAGGCUUUGACCAGAGCAACAUCAGGCACUGCCACCAUGGCUGCCAUGGGUGCCAUCUUUGGGAUGGCCACUUGUCUUAGCGCGCAGGCCAGAGAUACACCUGAUGACCCAACUAACUAUUUCAUUGGUGGAUGUGCUUCGGGUAUUUUCCUCGGUGCACGGACACACAGUGCUAUCACAGGUACCACAGCAUGUUUGGGGUUGGGAACUGUGGCUAUGCUCACCAAGGUUGGAAAAAUGGAGGGCUGGAGACUAUCAGGACCCCCAAAGCUGUGAUUGCUAAUAUGUACCCAGUAUUUGAUGUGUUUAUAUUGUAUAUUGCUUAAAUAAAUGUAUUAAAAAUACAAAUGAAA